Molecule: messenger RNA, 3283 nt
Organism: Dufourea novaeangliae
Lineage: Eukaryota; Metazoa; Arthropoda; Insecta; Hymenoptera; Halictidae
Gene: inaE
Product: sn1-specific diacylglycerol lipase alpha
Exons: 16
Coding region: 1-3222 (1073 amino acids)
Biological process (GO): lipid metabolic process
Cellular component (GO): dendrite membrane; postsynaptic membrane
Source: RefSeq, a predicted model, not a curated record
AUGCCUGGUAUCGUGGCGUUCCGACGCCGAUGGGGCGUCGGCAGCGACGAUCUCGUCGUGCCCGGCGCUUUCCUGUUCAUCCUACAUCUGAUAUGGGUGACAGUGCUGGGCGUUCUACUGGGGAUUCUCAAAUGGGAUCUCAGCGUCACGUGCAUUCUCCUUCUGUGGGAAUACGUUGUGGGAUACUUGGUGAUUUUCGUCGUCUCCAUGGUAGUGGAAUUCUCUAUCUGCUUCCUGGCUACCAGAGGGAGCAUCCUGGACACUGCGGCGAGGGCGCCGAUGCAGUACAUCCUCUACAUUCGACUUUUUAUGCUGUUAGUGGAAACGGGAUGGCUGUGCGCAGGUGUAACGUGGCUGACACACUACUACCAAACCUGUCCGGUCGACCAAGUCAGGGAUGUAAUGUUAGGUUUAGUGGUAUCGAAUUGGUGCGUGCUGGCGUCUGUGAUGGUGACCGUAUGGUGUACGUACGACGCCGCCGGCAGAUCGUGGGUGAAAAUGAAGAAAUAUCAGCGCAGCAUGAGAGAGGCGGAAUCAAGAUGCGGGAAAUUGCAUUACAACCGAAGCGGCAGCAGAAACAGAAACUGGCGGCAAAGAAAGGUGAUACGCGCGUACCAGGAUAGCUGGGACAACAGGUGCAGGCUAUUGUUUUGCUGCAUGGGCAAUUCCGACAGAAGCCGCAACUCGUUCGCGGACAUCGCGAGGUUGUUGAGCGAUUUCUUCCGUGACCUUGACGUGGUCCCGUCGGACGUUGUCGCCGGUCUGGUGUUGCUGAGGAAGUUCCAGAAGAUCGAACGGGAAUUGAUCGUGAAACAACGGAAAAAUGACACGUACGAAUUUUUGUCCGGUGUUCCGGUCACUCCACGGACGAAAUUCUUGUCCUUGACCGAGGAUGGUGAUCUGGGCCACUUCCAGUCGGCCAUACAUUACAUGCACUUCGCCCUAGCCGCCUAUGGCUGGCCGAUGUUCCUCGUUAAUCACUCGACCGGCCUCUGUCAGCUGUGCGCCAGAUUACGAUGCGGCUGUUUCCCGUGCGGCGGCCACGAGGACGAGGCGACCGUUGUGGAGGACAAUUGUUGCCAGUGCAAUUACGCCGCGCUACGAAAGACGGUCGACGUCGCCGAAGUGGAAGUCGUUUACGCGACUUUUCAUGUCGACGUCGGUGAGACGCCGUUCUUCGUCGCGCUCGAUUACACGAAGAAAAAGGUUGUCGUGAGCAUACGCGGAACGCUCAGCAUGAAGGACGUGCUGACGGAUCUGAACGCGGAGGGUGAAGUGUUGCCGUUGUCGCCGCCGCGGGAGGAUUGGCUGGCCCACAAGGGAAUGGUCCAGGCGGCCGAAUAUAUCCGUAAAAAGCUGCUCGAGGAAGGAAUUAUAUCCCGCGCCCUCGCCAAGGAUCCUUCGAGGGGGACCGAUCAAUUCGGUGUGGCACUGGUUGGCCACUCCUUAGGAGCGGGCACAGCAGCUAUCCUAGCGAUAUUGCUAAAACAGGACUAUCCAGAUCUAGUGUGCUUUUCGUUCGCUCCACCGGGUGGUCUAUUGAGCAUGCCCGCUCAGCAAUACUCACAAGAAUUUAUUACAUCCGUGGUGCUCGGGAAGGAUGUCGUGCCCAGGAUAGGCCUUCGGCAAUUGGAAAGUUUGAGGGCCGAUCUUAUCAACGCCAUAAAAAGGAGCGUCGAUCCCAAGUGGAAAACGAUAGCGUGCUCGGUGAUGUGUUGCGGUUGCGGUUCCACCCCCACAUCGGCCGCAAAUUUAGAGGCUGGUGGAUGCAUCAGCGAGUACCAGAGGGACAAAGACCUAGCGCGUUCGCAGACCGUCGUGCCGAGCGACUCCAGUAUCGCGUUGACGUUGCACAGGCCCCUCUACCCGCCCGGUCGUAUUAUACACGUUGUCCGGCAUCAUCCGAACAAGGGAGAGCAGAAGUAUGAGAGCCGCUGGAGACAGAUGCUGAACAAACGGGAGCCAGUGUAUCAGGCGUUGUGGGCCGGCCCAUGCGAUUUCGACGAGGUGCUCAUCAGUCCGGUGAUGAUACAGGACCACAUGCCGGACAACAUGCUGAAAGCGUUGAACAAGGUUGUAACCACUUUGGGGCCGGCGAAGCCGCAGAGGCUCGCUUCCGGCCACGCAUCGUCCACGGAGGCGUCCGAGGCGCGCGAGGUCGUCGAGAUCCAGGAGAUGGAGAUCGAACAGGAAAUGAGAGCGUUGCUGUCCUCAUCCAGCCCCGUGAAAUCCCAUCCCAGCAACCUGGCCGGUACGCCGCCGCACAAACUCUGCCUGGAGACCAGCUUCACGUCCCUACAGAGCCCGUCGGAGUUCCCACAGGCCGGCCGCGAGCUGAGCGUCGACUCCAGGGGUAUACCAUGGGAGUACGUCAGCCUGGCCAGCGAGCUGCUGAACACGCCUAGGGCCGAGGAAUGUAAAUUGCCAAAUCGACGGACCGAUUGGGACGACACGUCCCGAACAGCGCCGCUAGCGACACCGGAAACACUGUCGGAGGCGUCCAGCAACCCACCGUCACCUGUACCACCACCAAGACCGAUGAGACGCACCCCGAAGAUUUCGGGAAACUUGUCAACGGCGGCGGACGACUUGAAGAACAACAUUCACUUCGCUAUGCUCUCGGCGAAGAAUUAUUUCCUGAGGGAGGGAAACAACGGCAGUAAUACAAGCAGCGGGAAUAGCGAGGCGAGCUACGAGAGCGCCAGAAGCUUAACCGCUGGUCUUCCGCCGCCAGUGCCGAGAAGACGGGACUCGGUCAUUGUCAGAAGAGAGCAAAGAGUAUGCACGGCUGCCUGCUGUAGAGACGACUUGUCCGAAAAUUCUUCGUCCCACACCUCUUCUCAUUCCUCUGGAGCGUCCCACGCGUCGAACCGGGUACAGCCGGGCUACGCUGAAGAGGAGAACGAGACGAACGGCUCCAGUUUGGACUUUUACGAAGCCAAGGGUUCUUCUGGACAACGUGACAGCAGUAACGACGUGUUCCUCAGCGUUAGAAGUUCUCCAGAGUGCAAAGGCCUCAUGGCACCAGCAACGGAUCUAGGAGCGGAAUGGAAGAAGAAAUUCGACGCGACCGGGUUGAGCGGCGACGCUUCGUUGCCCCUUUUGCGUGGACUCUCGCCGACGCCCACGCACGGGCAACACGGUUCGCCGUUUUUUAGCGCAAAACGGAAAAAGUACGUGUAUCCGAUCACGCUGGUCGGUCGGGGAGAAAGUAGCGUUUAAUUGCAGACGAUUCUCGACCGAUCGGGGACCAUAAGCGAAAGGGCCAGAAUAGGUGUAAAGU